AUGACCACGGCCCCCCCGGCAGACCCCCCGACGAAGCAGCACCAGCCGUCGCAGCCACCGUCGCCGCAGCCGCCGGCUUCCCCAUCCGCCACGAUAGCCGCUCCAACUCCCGGUGGCCCGACCCCUCCCCAGUCGACUGACAUGCCGCCCGCCGAUUCGGGACCCGCCUCUGAAGCCCCGGUCACUCCCAUCAAGCAGCGCCGCGGAAUGUCCCUCACCUCGGCCCUCACCCCGGCCAAGGAGGUCUUCGGCCCGGAGAGUGACACCCUGCUCCCGGUGUCCACCCCGGCCCCCGGAGCCGCGACCCCCGCGGCCACCGCCGCGACCCCCUCCCGGACUAACGUCAACUCCCCGACACGUGAAGCUGUCAAGAGCUUCUUCAAGCUCGGUGGCAAGGCCGCCCCGGUGGCCGAGCUGCCCCCUGCCCCGCCGGCCGGCCGGUCGGCAGCCGAGCUCCAGGUGGAGAACGCCCAGCUUCGCGAGCGCCUGGAUGAUUUCGAAAAUUCGCAGAUGCUCCUGCAGGAGCAGAGCACCAUCCUCAAGACGGAGAUUCGCGACCACGGCCGGCGCACGGCGCAGCUCGAGCAGACCAUCACCCAGCUGGGCAAUGAGAAGAAGCAGGCUCAGGCCGAGCUGGCCCGGCUGAAUGCCCGGCUCGAUUCCUCCGGGCAGCUGCUCAAUGCCUCGGCCGAGCGCAUCAAGACCCUGGAGGCGGCCCUGGCCACGGCCGAGGAGCGCCACCGGAAGCUGUCCCAUCGCGAGGCCGAGCUCCAAGGCCGGCUGACCCAGCUGCAGGGGGACUUCUCGCAGCGUGAGGAGCAGCUCCGCCGGCAGCUCCGCGGUGUGGAGGACACCUCGGUCAAGUCCCGCGUCGAGACCUCGCACAUGGAGUCCACCAUUGCAUCGCUGCGGGAGCAGCUGCGCGAGGCUCAGGCGGCGGCGGCCGCGGCGGCCGUGGCCGCCACCGGCUCCGAUGCCGCCCCCGACGCCGCCGAGGCACUUGCCGCCCUGCAGAAGCAGCUGGCCGAGACCCGCGUCGCCUGCGACCAGGCUCGCGACGAGCGCGACCUCGUGUCCUCGGAAUUGGCCACCCUUCGCGCUCAGCGCGACCAGCUGGAGGAUGAGCUGGCCACCCAGCGCCAGCGGAUCCACGACCUGGAGGCGCGCCUGGACGCGGCCGAGGCCCAGCUGACCUCCUCCACAUUGGAGGCCACCCAGACCAAGGGCGAGCUGGAGCGUCGCUCCGAGACCAUGCAGGCCGACCUGCGCCAGCUGGAGCGCCAGAACACCACCCUGACCAGUGACCUUGCCACGGUCAACAAGCAGCUGGAGUCCACGCGCGAGGAGCUGGCCACCGCGACCGGCGAGCUGGCCGACAAGUCGCGCGAGUGCGACCAGCUGCUGGCGCAUUUGGAGCGUGCUCGUGCCGAUCUCGAGUCGCAGGCCGAGACCGGGUCCUCGAGCCAGGAGCGCCUGCGCGCCGAGCUGGCCGAGGCCGAGGCCGAGCUGGCCCAGCUGCAGGGCCGCAUGGAUGCCGGCGCCGCCGAGGCCGCGGACCUUCGCCAGGAGAUCGGCACUUUGGAGGCCCGGGCCGGCGAGCUGACCGAGCGCCUGGCUGCCGAGGAGGCCGCUCGCCGCCAGGCCGAGGAAGCUCUGGCCACCAGCGAAAAGCUCCUCGAAACGGCCGAGGCCGAGCGGGUCGCUCUGGAUGAGAGUGUGGCCCAGUUGACCGCCGCCCGGGCCGGCCUCCAGCAGGAGAAGGACACCCUGGCCGAGAAGCUGGCCGCCGCCGAGGCGGCCACCCAGGAGGCUGCCGGCCAUGUGGCCGAUCUCCAAGCCAAGGAGGAGCGCCUUUGCGCGCAGAUCCUCUCGCUGUCCACCGAGCUGGAGGCCUUCAAUGGCCAGGUGCAGACCCUGAGUGGCGAGGCCGACGAGCUGCGCCAGCAGGUGGCCACGCUGGAGGGUCGCCUGGCUGAGGCCGAGGCGGAUGCCGAGCGCCGCGCCGAGGCUCACGAGGCCGAGGUCGCCAAGCUCAACGCCCAGGUCAAGGCCCUGGAGGAGCAGGGCGGGCAGCUCCGCGCGGAGCUGACCACCGCCCGGGCCGAGAUCGCCGGCUUGGAGGAGCAGGUGUCAUCGCUGGCCCCGGAGGCGCAGCGUGUCCCGGGGCUGGUGGCCGAGUGCGACACGCUGACCACUCGUGUGGCCGAUCUGACCCGGGACUUGGGCAGCAUGACCGACGAGCGGGACGCCCUGGCCCCGGUGGCCGCGCGGGUGCCGGGCCUUGAGGCGGAUUUGGCCGCGCUUGGGGCCCAGCUGACCGAGCGCGAGGCGCGCCUGGCCGAGGCGGCCACCCUUGCCGACGAGCAGGAGGCCCGCCUGGCCGAGGUGACCGGGCAGCUGGAGGCCGGGACCCGCCGCGCGCGCAAGCUCGAGAGCGACCUCGAGGCCGCGCGGGCCGGCGGCCGUGCCCUGAGCGCCGAGUGCGAGAAGCUCACCAAGGAGCGGGACUCCCUGGAUGACGGGCUGCGGACCCUGCGCCGGCAGCAUGAUGAGGAGGUUCUCCGGACGGCGCAGCUCCGGGACGACCUCCAGGCCAUGACUGCCCAGCUGGAGGCCACCCAGUCGGAGUUCCGGGCCAAGGAGCGCCGGCGGACGAUGCUCAUCCGCGAUCUGCAGCAGCAGCUGGCGCAGGAGCACAACCGCCGCGGGCAGCCGACCCACUUGCCGGACUACACGCGGAGCCUGGCCGUGAACCUGGCCUCCAAGUCGCCCUUCGGCACCGGGACCGGGGGCGGGUCGUCGUCGUCGCGGUCCUCCUCGCGCACUGCCUCGGCGGCCCCGUCGCCCGAGCCGGCCGAUGCGGCUCUCUCGCCGGAGGAGAUCCAUCAGAUUGCCACGGAGAAUGCGCUGCUGCUGGGCCGCAUUGCCGACCUCCAGGAGGCCCAGUGGCGUGCGGAUGACGAGCUGUCGCUCCUGCGUGACCGGGUCACCACGGCUGAGAAGUCCCUCAUCGCCAAGACCGCCAUCAUUCGCCGGUACACCGGCGCCGAGACCCUGGACCUUUCCCCGAAGCCGGGCACCAGCACCACCAACCAGCUGCAGCAGCAGACUCGCGCCUCGCCGCAGGACUACCGGCUGGCCGUCGAGGCGAAUGUCCGGCUGCAGGCCAUCCUGGAGGAUGUCAUGAUGCAGAACCAGGCCCUCCAGCGGAGCUUGGACCAGUUCACCAAGAAGGAGGCCGCCGGGCAGCCGGCCACGCCCCUGCGCACGUCGACCUCCAACCACGGUCCCUUCACGCCGAAGGCCAAGUAA
Molecule: messenger RNA, 3312 nt
Organism: Fonticula alba
Lineage: Eukaryota; Rotosphaerida; Fonticulaceae
Exons: 4
Coding region: 1-3312 (1103 amino acids)
Source: RefSeq, a predicted model, not a curated record